AUGGCGGACAAUUUCUACCUGAACCUGCUCGACUGGAGCAGCAAGGGCGUGGUGGCCAUCGGGCUGGGAAGCGCCGUGCACGUGUGGAACAGCGAGACGGGGUCCGUGAGCGAGGUGGUGUCGGGCGACAGCGAUGUCACGUCCGUCGCGUGGGCCGACAACGGAACGCACCUCGCGGUCGGAUUUGAAGACCACGCGGAUUGCGUGCAGCUCUGGGCUGUCGAGCCGUGCAGGAAGAUUCGCGACUUGGCGGGGCACAGCGACCGCGUGAGCGCGAUGCACUGGGGAGCGUCGUACCAGCUCGCGACGGGCAGUCGAGACACGUCCAUCAUCACGCACGACGUGAGACUGGCCAGCAACGUGGUAUCCCGCCUGCGUGGAGUGCACAGGGACGAGGUGUGCGGGCUCCGCUUCGCGCCCAUCUCCUCCGCCGGCAUCAGCGGCGGAUCCGCUGCCACCGUGCUCGCCAGCGGCGGCAACGACAACCUCGUCGCCGUCUGGGACCUCCGCCGCGCCGCUUCCGCUGCCGCCUCUGCUGCCUCCCUGGCGGGAACGGCUGGCGCUACCUCUGGCAUGGAGGCGAACCCGACAGCGCAAGCGUGCGUGCAUCGGUUCCCGCAGCACCAGGCCGCGGUCAAGGCCCUUGCAUGGUGUCCCACACAGCGACACAUGCUGGCGACGGGCGGCGGGUCAAGCGACAAGAGCAUCAAGGUGUGGAACGCGCAAGAGGGGUCGCUGCUGUCGUCCACAUUCACCGGGUCGCAGGUCACGGGCCUGUCGUGGGGGCCUUCGUCGCGCCACCUCAUCAGCGCGCAUGGCUACAGCGAGAAUGCCAUCUGCGUGUGGGCCGUUGGCGCGGGCGCGAGCGCAACUGCGACUGCAAGCAUGAGCGGUGGCCCGGGAGCGGGUGUUGCGGGAGCGGGUGUUGCGGGAGCUGGCUCCUCCUUGCUGCAAGUGGGCAAGCUUACAGGAUCUUUCCGAGCCAACAAACCGCCUACCGCCCUCCCUCUCUCCGCUCGGUCGCCUGCUGCGACCAAGACCCAAGGCAAGCCCGCGAACCCUACUCCCUCUUAG
Messenger RNA from Closterium sp. Naga37s-1, 1074 nucleotides. Lineage: Eukaryota; Viridiplantae; Streptophyta; Zygnematophyceae; Desmidiales; Closteriaceae. The record is from the annotation of a GenBank genome assembly.